AUGACGAAGAAGGCGGAGGAGGAGCAGGACGAGGAGGAGGUAGUAGAAGAGAAGAAGAAGGAGAAGAUGAUGAAGAAGAAGGGAGAGAAGAAUACGAAGGCAAAAUCGCUUUUUUAUAAGGUGUCACACCACAUUUGUGAUGCAGCUAGACUGCAGGUGUGUGCGUAGGGGAAUCGCUUGUGUCUGUGUGCUGUUGCUACUAUUGCUGAUGAUGUUGGUGCUGCUGCCGCUAGCGCUGCUACUACUGUUGUUGCUGCCUAUGCGACUACUGCUACUACCACUACCAGCUAA
Molecule: messenger RNA, 291 nt
Organism: Hydatigera taeniaeformis
Lineage: Eukaryota; Metazoa; Platyhelminthes; Cestoda; Cyclophyllidea; Taeniidae
Source: the annotation of a GenBank genome assembly